AUGUUAAAAAUCAAAGCAGCCCAAAGUGAAAGAGAUCGUCUAUCAAUGCUUCUUGCUAAAAAUGUUGAUGAUAUUUCUCUAGUUGAAAAGUUAACAUUUGUCUUUAAUCAUCCAAAUUCUACAGAACACUAUUUGUUCGAAAAUGUACUAGAAAUUAAUGAAGAAGGUAUUAGAAAUAUUCUUUCUUUUUAUGAGACUAGUAAAUUAUACUUUCAAGAAGUGCUUGAGGAGGAUAUAUAUAAGACCAAACCUCGAACUUCUAAACAUCAUAUAUGA
Molecule: messenger RNA, 276 nt
Organism: Scutellospora calospora
Lineage: Eukaryota; Fungi; Glomeromycota; Glomeromycetes; Diversisporales; Gigasporaceae
Source: the annotation of a GenBank genome assembly